CCCCCCCCGAGCCGACCAGCCGUGGUCCCCACAACCCCGAUCCAUCCCCCUCUCCUCUUCCCCUUUCAUCCCUCUCUUUUGAUCCUCCCCUUCCUUCUCCUGGCUCUGAUUCUUUGGCAUUUUUUUCCAGAGGCUUCGGGGGAAUUGCCAAGACCUGUUUCAUGCAUGUCCACUGGCGGCAGGUUCAACUUUGACGAUGGGGGGUCUUACUGCGGAGGGUGGGACGAGGGCAAGGCGCACGGCCACGGCAUCUGCACGGGCCCCAAGGGACAGGGCGAGUACUGCGGCUCCUGGGCGCACGGCUUCGAGCUGCUGGGCGUGUACACCUGGCCGAGCGGCAACACCUUCCAGGGGACCUGGGCCCAGGGCAAGAGGCACGGGCUGGGCGUGGAGAACAAGGGCCGCUGGGUGUACCGCGGCGAGUGGAACCAGGGCUUCAAGGGCCGCUACGGCCUGCGGGAGAGCACCGGCACCAGCGGCAAGUACGAGGGCACGUGGAACAACGGCCUGCAGGACGGAUACGGCACCGAGACCUACUCGGACGGAGGUACCUUCCAGGGCCAGUGGGUGGGCGGGAUGCGCCACGGCUACGGCGUGCGUCAGAGCGUCCCGUACGGCAUGGCGGCCGUCAUCCGCUCUCCGCUGCGGACCUCCAUAAACUCCCUGCGCUCCGGCUCGGAGCACAGCAACGGCACCGCCCUCCUGGACCGGGGCGGCGGCGAGGGGAGGGGCCCCGGCCCGGCGCCGGGGACGCUGACCACCAGCGUGUCGCUGUGCAGCUCGGGCAGCGGGGGCAGCAGCCCCGCCGUGGCGCGGGGGGGCUUCGUGCUCACGGCGCACAGCGAGGCCGAGCUGAUGCGGGGCAAGAGGAAGGGGGGGCUGUUCCGGCGCUCCAUCCUGUCGGGGCUGAAGCUCCGCAAGUCGGAGUCCCGCAGCUCGCUGGCCUCGCAGCGCUCCAAGCAGAGCUCCUUCCGGAGCGAGGCGGGCAUGAGCACCGUGUCGUCCGCCGCCUCCGACGUCAACUCCACCAUCAGCCUGGGCGACGGCGACGCGGAGCUGGCGGCGGGCGAGGACGACGUGGACGCCACGGUGACGGAGACGUACUGCGGCGAGUGGAAGAACGACAAGCGCACAGGCUACGGCGUGAGCCGGCGCUCGGACGGCCUGCAGUACGAGGGCGAGUGGCUCGGCAACAAGCGCCACGGCUACGGCUGCACCGCCUUCCCCGACGGCACCAAGGAGGAGGGCAAGUACAAGCAGAACGUCCUGGUGAGCGGCAAGCGCAAGAACCUCAUCCCGCUGCGCGCCAGCAAGAUCCGGGAGAAGGUGGACCGCGGCGUGGAGGGCGCGCAGAAGGCCGGAGACAUCGCCCGGCAGAAGGCCGAGAUCGCCCUGUCCAGGUGAGGCCGCUGCCGGUUCCUCGCGUGGUUUGGUUUUAGCUUCUCUUAUGGACGCUUUUAUACAACGAGGUU
Gadus morhua (Atlantic cod) is the source of this 1472-nucleotide messenger RNA. RefSeq names its product junctophilin 3b (gene jph3b). Gene Ontology annotation, cellular component: plasma membrane; junctional membrane complex; endoplasmic reticulum membrane. The record is from RefSeq and is a predicted model, not a curated record. Lineage: Eukaryota; Metazoa; Chordata; Actinopteri; Gadiformes; Gadidae. Gene Ontology annotation, biological process: regulation of synaptic plasticity.